Elgaria multicarinata webbii is the source of this 627-nucleotide messenger RNA. RefSeq names its product chromosome 11 C19orf81 homolog (gene C11H19orf81). The record is from RefSeq and is a predicted model, not a curated record. NCBI's taxonomy places the organism in Eukaryota, Metazoa, Chordata, Lepidosauria, Squamata, Anguidae. Bases 1 to 627 code for a protein of 208 amino acids. The transcript is spliced from 5 exons.
AUGCAGGACGAUGAAAGUGAAGGAGCUAAAUUGCGUUCGGCUUCCAGCAGCCAGUGGGAGCCAGCCUCACUGGUACCGGAAACCGACAGUGAAGGGGUAACCUCUUCUCUUUUCCUUGAACUGGAGCAGCCCUCCCCACCACCACCACGUAAAACCUCGCGGCAAUACCUGAAGCGUAUCAUUGCCGAGUAUGAAGCCCUGGACAUGGAGAUGCCAUGUAUCCGCAAGUUCCUUAGGCCACCGGCUGCCCGGCCCCUUUGCCUCUGUCUCGAAAGCCCGCCUGAAAAAGAGAUGAACCACGCGGAAGUCCUGGCCGCAGUGGAGGGGGCCAUUCCCAACGCCUUUGAGACGGGCCUCCUACGCAACAUCCAGUUUGAGAACAUCAACGUGAUCUGUGGGACUGCUGGACGGAAGAACAGGUGGCUGAUCACCGUGUCGGAUUUCCGGACCCGGAACCAGCUCUUGUGUUCAGGGUUGACCUUGGGCCAAACCCACUUUGUCUUGAAACGUUGGGAUGACCUGGUGAUGGAGGACUACCGCAUGCACCUCCGGAGGGCGCUGGCCCGUCAGCGCCUGCUGGACACGUUCAGCGACUCCUGGGAUGCCAGCCACUUGGACGGGAUUUGA